Molecule: messenger RNA, 1014 nt
Organism: Arthroderma uncinatum
Lineage: Eukaryota; Fungi; Ascomycota; Eurotiomycetes; Onygenales; Arthrodermataceae
Exons: 4
Coding region: 1-1014 (337 amino acids)
Biological process (GO): regulation of dephosphorylation; regulation of signal transduction
Cellular component (GO): cytosol
Molecular function (GO): protein phosphatase 2A binding
Source: RefSeq, a predicted model, not a curated record
AUGAGCAGCUCCCCCCAAAACCUCCAGUCCUGCCUUGCCUCCGCAAAGGCGCAAAAAAAGGCCCUGGAAACGGUCGCUGAGACAAAUAGCCCCGCGUUCCGGGAACAGCUCAAUAAUGCUAUAUCUGCCUUUGAGCAAUGCCAGAAGCUCAUCCAGCAGCUCUCAUUGUUUAGCCCCAAUGAAUCAUUAGAAGACGUGACUACCGGAGAUUUACAGUUUCUGACAGUGCCGUAUCUUCUCGCCGAAUUACUCCAACGAUCUUAUGGUGCGGACAGGAUUAAAACCCUUCAGCAGACGCGCGAGGAAUAUGAGAAAUAUUUGGAGUCUCUUGACCAAUAUGGCCUACUUUCGCCUUCGGACAAAAAGCUCUACGAGCAGUACCUUGAGCAGCCAGACUCGUUCAGUCUUACUCCCACUAACGACGUAUCAGCUCGCAGACAGGUGAAAAUAACCAGGUUUAGGGAGGAGAAAGAGUUAAAGCAAAAAUUAGAGUACCUUUCACAAAACAAAGAUUCCCAGCAUAACGAUGAAGACAUAUCAUUGGAUAUGUUGUCGCAGGAGCUAUCAAUGCUUAAAGCGGCUCAGUCGCUACCUCCGGUCCAGAGAACAGAUGAACGCAAACCAGGGCUGUCGGAUGGGAAAGAGUCUGGUUAUUCUGACCGUCUUGAUAUGAUUGGUUCGCAGCCGGGUCGCGGUCAAUAUAGCGGAGUGCUGUUAAGCAGAGACGGGAAGCCGCUUCAACCGUUUACCCUGACUAGUCGAAGAACAGACGUUCAAAGGGGCGUGUUCCGGUCGGGCCACAACCUUCCCACGAUGAGCAUCGAUGAAUACCUGGAAGAGGAAAGGAGAAGAGGCGGAAUUAUAGAAGGUGGCGGCGAACAGUCGGGGAUUCCAAAGGAAGUUGACGAGGAUGAUUUUGAAAAAGCUGAUGAGGAGACUAUUAAGGCGAGGGCCUGGGAUGAGUUUACAGAGGCAAAUCCCAAGGGUUCUGGCAAUACUCUGAAUCGAGGCUAG